UAGGGAGCGCGCCUGCCGUGACGUCACUUCCGCUCCGGGCCUGCCAGCUGGGAACCGGAGAAACAACAACAAUAACAGUAGUGCACACUCUGUCUAGGGUUAUAGGAUCUGCUCUCUGCCAUGUACACCUGGAACCUGCAUCGUCUCUGAACACUGUCUUCUUCUCCUCAGAACCUCAGGCCUUCUGACCAGAAAGUGCUCAUCUCUUUCCAGAUACAACCCCUGACUGUUCAGCAAUGACCAGCUCCCCAGUGUCUCGUGUAGUGUACAACGGGAAGCGGCCCACGAGCAGCACGCGCUCUCCCAGCAGCAGUGAGAUAUUUACCCCAGCUCAUGAGGAGAACGUGCGUUUUAUUUACGAAGCGUGGCAAUCUGUGGAGCGGGACCUAAGAAACCAAGUAUCUGGUGUGGACCGAGGACUUGUGGAAGAAUAUGUGGAGAAGCAGCCAAGCAACAACUUGAAAUCUUUUAAGCCAGUUGAUCUCAAUGAUCUGAAGAGACGAAGCACACAAGACCCGAAAAAGUCAUAAUUCCUUUUUUUCCCUGCGGCUGAUUGUUCGUUCCACUGGCUCAGUUUGGACUCAACAUUCAUUCUCUUCCAUAAAAAUGAAUCGAUGACAUUAAAGGACAACUUUGGGACUGUACUGUGUGGACUUAGCAGAGUUGUCCUUCUCUUGAUCCCCCCCCCCCCCCCCCCCCCCCCUUAAACCCCCGAACCCUUUCCGUUGACAUGUAUGUUCUUCCCUUUACCCCUCCAAGCAUCUGAUGCCCACGUUCUGGUGGAUCGUUGCAAACCAUUUUGAGGAACUGAUUUUGCAGGCGGUAUGUAGUAAUGCUGUUUUGCAUUGUGCUAUACCUGGGUUACUACUCACCCCUACACCAUGCCCUGCAAGAUCGUCAGGCUAUUAAAUGGCUUCUAUCACAGUGUCCGGCUUUUGUCUGCAGUAUCGUCCACUAGAUGUGGUCUUCCCACAAAAUCCCGGUGGCACCAGACACCAGUGGAGUUCUACAAGUGUGUUGACUUGACAGUGCUUCAUUAUGCUCUUUUAUAAUUGUUCUGUUCAUUUUCUCUUUUCUACCUGUUCAAAUGGCCAAAUAAACCUGGUAACUUAGGUCAUGGCUGUUUAACCCCUCAGAUGCCUGGCAGCCACAGCAUGUAAGGGGUGAGAAAGAGAGUGGGUCUCCUUCUGUCACUCCAUUGGAGACCCAUACCAAGAUACUUGAUUAUUGGCAGCACAUUGGCCUGUGUAAUGUGGAUGUGCUGCCCAUAACCAAUAGAAGUGAAUGCAGUCUGCCAAGUGUAACAGGCCGAAACAAACGAGCACCGAUCGGCAUACUUACACCUGAUCAGGCGGUGUAAUGCUACCCAAGUCUAAGGCCACUUUCACACAGUCAGCAUUUUUCAACACUAUUUGUAAGCCAAAACCAGGAGUGGAGCCUCCAGAGCAAAAAAUAUAAUGUAAAGAUUUGUAUCUUUUCUGUGGUCUGGACCCACUCCGAGUUUUGGCUUACAAAUACUGAUGCAAAAUACUGACCUUGUGAAGGUGGCCUAAGGGAGAAGAGAGGCGAUAAAUGAUUUCUGUUGCUACUUUAAAAGGUUUGUGCCAAGUUUGGAAGGUAUCCACAGUAUAGGGGAAAAUUAGCUGAUCACUGGGGCUCCAAACACUGGUACCUCCACUGAUCCCAAGAACGGGGGUCCGUCCCGUUCACCCCAAUGUGAUGGAGCAGCAGGCCAAGCAUGUGCUGUGCCACUCUACUCAUUCUCUAUGGGAGCACCAGAGAUAGAGAAAAGAGACAAUGCAACAGCACCCUGCAUACCAGAUAAAGUACAAUAAUGCCAUAGUCACAAAAAAUAUUCAAGUGCUAAUGCUACGCCUAUUUAUAAAGUGA
Molecule: messenger RNA, 1890 nt
Organism: Bufo bufo (common toad)
Lineage: Eukaryota; Metazoa; Chordata; Amphibia; Anura; Bufonidae
Gene: MCRIP1
Product: MAPK regulated corepressor interacting protein 1
Exons: 5
Coding region: 237-530 (97 amino acids)
Source: RefSeq, a predicted model, not a curated record